Messenger RNA from Eremomyces bilateralis CBS 781.70, 861 nucleotides. RefSeq lists its product as uncharacterized. Bases 1 to 861 code for a protein of 286 amino acids. The transcript has 2 exons. Lineage: Eukaryota; Fungi; Ascomycota; Dothideomycetes; Eremomycetales; Eremomycetaceae. The record is from RefSeq and is a predicted model, not a curated record.
AUGACUACAGCUGGGGACAAGCCGAGGCAGCCUCUUGAAAGUCUGGGAAAGUCGCCAGUCGAUGUUACUAACGACUACAUCCGUGCCAUCUGCCAGCAUGCACUUGGUGUCAUUGAAACAAAAUACUCCAAAGCGUACAUUGACACGAUCGAGAAAGAAUACGUGCUCAGUGUACCGGGAAUCUGGAGCGAGAAGGCGCAAAACAAUACCCUGAUGGCUGCGACAAAUGCAGGAAUCUAUCCAGUGAGACUUGUCAAAGAACUGGAGACUGCUGCACUCUACACGAUCCACUCCCAAAAAAGCAUUGGCUUGGUUGCCGGCGAUGUUAUAAUUGAUUGCGACUGCGACGGAGGAACGGCGGAUCUGAUUUCCUACGAGACCUUCAACAUCAACCCGCUUGAGUUGAAAGAACUAGUUCCUUGCACAGGCGACUUGUAUGGCUCAAUUAUGCACAACCAUGCGUUCGAAGAUUGGCUCCUCCAUCAACUCGGCGAUACAUCGAUCUCUCAAAUUAAAGGAACCACGGACUAUCCUCGAGGAAUGAAGCUAUUUGAAGAGACUAUCAAGCGCACCUUUGUUUCGGAGCAGGAUGAGGGCCAAUACAUCUCGUUUCCUAGCGCCACGCUGGGAAAUAGUAGCAGUACCAGAAUCAAGAGAAAUUUGUUUGAAAUCACAGGCGCCGAUCUCAAAUCCAUUCUCACACCCAUUGUGAGCGGAGUUUGUCAACUGGUCUUUGAGCAACCGAGCUCCGUCAUCCUCUGUCGACAACUUCAAAGCACAUCUGAAUCGACCAUUGGUUCCAAGAUCAAGGCGGUUUUCCUUGUCGGAGACUUUGGAACUUCUACGGUUCUACUUUCCUGA